AUGGAGCGAGAUAUCCUCGAAGAAUACCACAAUGCCCAGAACCAUCUUGGUUUCCAUCGCGUAUACUACCAAAUUCGCGCAUCUUACUACACGCGGGGUCUCGCCAAACGGCUAACCCAAUACAUCUUCCAUUGCCUAAAAUGCCUAUCGCACCAGACGAGUCUCGAACAAGAGAGGAGACUAGGUAUCUUAUAA
Penicillium canariense is the source of this 195-nucleotide messenger RNA. RefSeq names its product integrase zinc binding domain-containing protein. NCBI's taxonomy places the organism in Eukaryota, Fungi, Ascomycota, Eurotiomycetes, Eurotiales, Aspergillaceae. The record is from RefSeq and is a predicted model, not a curated record. The coding region runs from base 1 to 195 and encodes 64 amino acids. The transcript has 2 exons.